Messenger RNA from Sitophilus oryzae (rice weevil), 1993 nucleotides. It is a transcript of the gene gsb, whose product is annotated as protein gooseberry. Gene Ontology annotation, molecular function: DNA-binding transcription factor activity, RNA polymerase II-specific; RNA polymerase II cis-regulatory region sequence-specific DNA binding. The record is from RefSeq and is a predicted model, not a curated record. Lineage: Eukaryota; Metazoa; Arthropoda; Insecta; Coleoptera; Curculionidae. Gene Ontology annotation, biological process: anatomical structure development; regulation of transcription by RNA polymerase II. Bases 160 to 1482 code for a protein of 440 amino acids. The transcript has 7 exons.
CGAAGAGGUACCGACUGACAGCUCCGUGUUCGAUUUUUGGUCGUUUUUUUUCUCUCCGUUUGGGUGAUUUUUUGGUUAAGUCGGUGUUUGGCGGUACUGUUUGGUGAUUUUCGCGUAAACGAACUGAGAUUAGAGGACUUUGGUUUGUGUGGAGUGUAGAUGGCAGUUUCGACGCUGAACAUGUCUCCGUAUUUCACUGGAUAUCCUUUUCAAGGCCAAGGACGAGUAAACCAACUGGGUGGUGUCUUCAUCAACGGACGUCCUUUACCCAACCACAUCAGAUUGAAAAUCGUGGAAAUGGCCGCAGCAGGCAUCAGACCUUGCGUCAUUUCCCGGCAACUCCGAGUUUCCCACGGAUGCGUUUCAAAAAUUCUGAACCGGUACCAAGAAACAGGCAGCAUCAGGCCCGGAGUGAUCGGAGGCUCCAAGCCCAGAGUAGCUACUGCAGAGGUAGAGUCUAGAAUUGAGCAGUUAAAGAAGGAACAGCCGGGGAUUUUCUCGUGGGAAAUUAGGGACAGAUUGAUCAAAGAGGGCAUCUGUGAUAAAAAUUCAGCUCCAUCAGUCAGUUCCAUCAGCAGGCUUCUAAGAGGAACGAGGAAAGAUGACCCAGAACGAAAAAAUCAUUCAAUCGACGGCAUUUUGGGACCCACAUCGUCCUGCGAGGAAUCGGACACCGAAUCCGAGCCUGGCAUACCGCUUAAGCGCAAACAAAGACGUUCGCGGACGACCUUCACUGGAGAACAGCUGGAGGCUUUGGAGAGGGCCUUCGGACGCACGCAGUAUCCCGACGUCUACACCAGGGAGGAACUGGCUCAAAAGACCAAACUUACCGAAGCGAGAGUGCAAGUGUGGUUCUCCAACCGACGGGCCCGAUUGAGAAAGCAGCUCAACUCUCAACAACUAAACGCUUUCAACACGAUGUCCCUACAAAGUGCCUUUCCCGCAGUCCAACAUCAGUACGACCCGGCAGCGUUCAACCAAUCGGCUUGGACCGCUCAACAGACCUAUAGCGCUGCCUUAAGCUCACCUCUAUCAACCGCGGGAGGUUCGCUCCCUCACACCCUCGUAGCCACGAGCAUAGCCAGCAAUACUGCCUCACCAGGAACCUCUACUACACCUCCCUCCACUCAAAAUCCCGGACUCUACGAAAAGAACUCUGCGGCAGCAGGGCUCUAUGGUUCGUACAAUUCCGGUUCCGGACCGCUCGACAGCAACGUCAACCACUUCGGAGCCUACAACAUGACGUCACAAGUGUCGCCCAAUCAGCACUCUGUUUCGCCGGCGCAGCAGACAGCCGCGUGGAUGCGCCACGCGGCGUCCGCUGCGCAGAACAACAAGGUGGCGGAGAAUCUGAGCAGUUGGCACGAAAAUUAUAGUUUGUUCACCGGCGGUACACAUUAUGGGGCCCACUCUCCCAGCGAAGCCAAAUCUGGAUACCCAUACUUCGGAGCUAUGGAAAUGUGCUCCAGUCGAGUACACUAAAAUUAUUUCUUUACUUUGAUUGUUCUGAGAUAUAAGUAUGUUAGUGUUUCUAAAAAUUAACUCACAAUUCAUCGAGCAAAAAAAUGUAUUUAUAGAGAGAAAAAAUGAAAUUAAUGAAAGAUAUACUCGUAGUAUGUACAAAUUCUAAGAAUAAUAGUACUUUGAUUGUUAUUAAUUUUAAUUCAUAUUUCUUCAUUAUAUGUAUAGUUCCUAACCCUAUAACGAUUUUAUCUCCAAUAGUUAAAACAUUAACAAAAAAAAUAUUAGUAAAAUGCAAAUAGUAAAUCAUUUUUUUAGAUACUAUAGUACUUUACUGUAUAACAUACUUAUAUCUUUAAUCAUGUUACUGAUGUCCACCUUAUCAUAUCGAGAAAGUGCCUACACUAAUUUACGCAAGAAAUUUUGUGAUUUAAAUAUUGCCUUCAUCUUGGAACCGAUUGCCUUGAUCUUAAUAAAAAAAUCUAUUUUAUCGAAAAGUUCUUAUAUAUGUAUUUAAGUCUGAAAAAAUAAG